This is a messenger RNA of Etheostoma cragini (Arkansas darter), 1339 nucleotides long. It is a transcript of the gene cmpk1, whose product is annotated as cytidylate kinase. The transcript is spliced from 6 exons. The record is from RefSeq and is a predicted model, not a curated record. Gene Ontology annotation, biological process: 'de novo' pyrimidine nucleobase biosynthetic process; CDP biosynthetic process; UDP biosynthetic process. The coding region runs from base 129 to 788 and encodes 219 amino acids. Gene Ontology annotation, cellular component: cytoplasm; nucleus. Lineage: Eukaryota; Metazoa; Chordata; Actinopteri; Perciformes; Percidae. Gene Ontology annotation, molecular function: UMP kinase activity; ATP binding.
CGGAAGUGGUGUCAUUUUGCUCAUCCACUUCCUACCCUCCAAUACUGACACGCAUUCACCGGUUAACUCGGCUUAUUGUUUUUGUCGGCACCCCGCCCGUUCACGUCUGCAGCUGCUGGUGCUGUUUUAUGAUCGGUCGUUUGUUCGGUAACGUGUCUCAGAGGCUGCCGAGCUUGCUGUACCGGGUGUCGCUAAUGAUGAAGCCGCAGGUUGUGUUCGUGCUGGGCGGGCCUGGCGCCGGGAAAGGGACCCAAUGCUCCAAAAUUGUGGAGAGCUACAAUUAUACCCAUUUGUCAGCUGGGGACUUGCUGAGGGCAGAGCGGGCAAGAGAGGGGUCAGAGUUUGGACAGCUCAUUGGCAACUACAUCAAGGAGGGCAAAAUUGUCCCUGUGGAGAUCACCAUCAACUUACUCAAGAAGGCAAUGGAAGAGACAAUGCAGAAAGAUGAGAAAAAGUUCCGUUUCCUCAUAGACGGUUUCCCCCGCAACGAGGACAACCUUCAGGGGUGGAACAAUGUCAUGGAUGGCAAAGCAGAUGUCAAAUUUGUGCUUUUCUUUGACUGCGGCAACCAGGUUUGCAUCGACAGAUGUCUAGAAAGAGGGAAAAACAGUGGACGUACUGAUGACAACAGAGAAAGCUUGGAGAAAAGAAUCCAAACCUACCUGCAGUCCACACAGCCAAUCAUUAAACUGUAUGAGAAACAGGGAAAGGUGUUCACUGUAGACGCCUCUCGCUCUGUGGACAAGGUGUUUGCUGAUGUGAAAGCCAUUCUAGACAACGAGGGUUGAGUUUCUCCAGCUGCCAAUUGCAUUCAUUUACCUUUUUUUUUUUUUAAAUUUUAAGUUUUCUUUUUAUCAACUGCAAGUACACUAUAAUAAGUUUAUAUGUCCAUUCAGAUGACUUUUACUUUUGGUUGAUUUUUUUUGUUUUUCCAUUUCUUUUGUAAAGAUGUUGCACUGUUUGUGAAUGUGUGUACGAUAUGUAUUGGUAUGGAUGUGAAGUAGUGUUGCCUAGCAGCUACUUGUAAUCAAUCUGCCGUGCUCGGAAGAGCUCACAGCUCUUCUGCACUCUUUCAUCAUAGUUUGAGGCCUUUGCAUAGGAGCAAACUUUAUCGUGAGCUUAGAUAAGACACUUUUUAUGUCAAUGACACUUCUAGUAGUGGAAGUAUCAUUAAAGAAAAUAGUCUUCAUUCACAUAUCACUAAUGUCUUCAGAGUAUCAUGUGAUUGGAAGCAGCCUUAAUGCUUCAGACCAAAUAGUUUGACCUGAUGACGGCGGCUAGGAUUGAUUUAAGACUGAGUGAACAUCCACUGGCCUCCAAAUAAAAUGCAUAAAACAUC